Messenger RNA from Lampris incognitus (smalleye Pacific opah), 3581 nucleotides. RefSeq names its product E3 ubiquitin-protein ligase TRIM21-like. The transcript is spliced from 8 exons. Bases 583 to 2019 code for a protein of 478 amino acids. The record is from RefSeq and is a predicted model, not a curated record. NCBI's taxonomy places the organism in Eukaryota, Metazoa, Chordata, Actinopteri, Lampriformes, Lampridae. Gene Ontology annotation, molecular function: zinc ion binding.
GCCUGACCAAGCCGGAGGUAACACGGGGAUAAGUACAACUAGUUCGUCUGUCGCCUGUGAGCAAAAACAACGUAAAGGGAAAUCUGAGGCAUAUAAGGUAGUAGCACAGCUGUAUCUGUAUGCCCUUAUGUCACUGGUCGUCGUUUUAUAAGUUAAGAAAAGAGCCGGCAAAGUCUUUUGAACCGAGAGGGAACAUCCGGAUACAUCUUCGCUGAGACUUGCUUGCCCAUUCUGCCAAAAUGAACAUCCCGUAGAAUAUGCUUGUAUGCAGCAAAUAGGGCCUCGGGAAUUACAGUCCCAUUUUUUAAGGAAAAUAGCAACAUGUUGAUAGUUCAAUUUAUUGUUUCAUUAGGUUUGGGCUAUCUACACGGUUCAGCAACCAACGCGGCAAACCGAAAGCAAGACGAGUUUCUCGGCUUCGUUUUCUUAAAGGAACACGGGGCAUAGUUCUGUUAGGGAGUGAAACAACGAACACAAAACAAAAAACCUUUUGGGGACAACAACAUUUGGAACAGUCCUCGCCUUCGUUUCAAACCCACUCAACUCCACUCGACUUCCUGUAAACCAGAUCAGACGAAGAGGAUGGCCGGCGGAGAGAAUAAACCCCAGCUGGAGGUGUUGCUGACAUGCCCGGUGUGUCGGGACAUCUUCAGGGACCCCCGUCAGCUGCCGUGCGGCCACAGCGUGUGCAUGAGCUGUCUGCAGGGCUUGGCGGACCACUCCUCCGACCUGCCGUUCCGCUGCCCCGACUGCCGGGCCACUUUUGGCGGCGUCGUGAAGGUGCAGAAGAACUACGCGCUGGCCAACAUCGUGGAAGAGCACAGAGAGAGCAAAGACAAGCGGGCCCAGCAAACAGUGGAGGUGUACUGUGACUGCUGCCCAGAGAGAAAGGCGCUGGCGGUGAAAACAUGUCUGAAGUGCGAGGUGUCGAUGUGCAGGGAACAUGUCAUGGACCACCUGGAGCGGGCGGUGUACACGGGCCACCCGCUGGUCCAGCCACUGGGCGACCUGCAGCAGAGGAAGUGUCCACAGCAUGAGGACGAGGUGCUGAAAUACUACUGCAAUGUGUCCAGACGCUACCUGUGUAACAUGUGUGCCCUGGAGAAGAAACAAACCAACGUGGCCGUGGAGGCAUCCGGUGUCCUGGGAAGGAAGCUGACGGAGUUAAUAGAAGAGCGCUUCAAAUCCCUUGAGGGAAAAAUGAAGGAAUCCAAAGACUCCAUCAAAAAACUGCAAGAGGCCAUCCAAAAUGAAAAGCAGAACGUGAACCCCAAUGACUCCUAUCUAAACAGUGUCACAGGAGUCCUUCUCUGUCUUUGGUUCAUCGUUUUAUUUUAUGCUUACAGCUACCAUGUGGACAACCAGAUUCUCAAUGAAAGUCUGGCCAAACAACAAACUCGUUUAUACCACAUCUACUCCACCAUCACAGAAAUGUUGGUUCAUCAUUCUCCACAACACCAUGAUGAUGCAGGGACUGAAAGUCUUGGUAUUCUCACACUGGACCUGGACACUGCCAGUCCUUUCCUUGGAGUCACUCCUGACUUCCAGUCAGUAGAGCGAGUGAAUACUAAAUUGAGUUAUCCAAGCCAACAAUCCCGCUUUGACGAAACCCCCCAGGUCCUCUCCACCCAGUGCUUUACAACCGGUACCCACAUCUGGGAGGUGGAGGUGGAGGGAUACUGGGGCAUCGCUGUGUCCUACAGGAGCAUACAACGUAAGCAUAAAGACAACAGUUCCUUUGGAAACAAUACACACUCCUGGAGCUUAACACACAAUGGAGAAGGCCAACUGUACGCCUACCAUAAUAAAAUCAAGAAUGUCCUCUCCACAACUGUGGAACACAACCGGAUAAAGGUGGAUGUGAAUAUUGAAGAAGGUACCAUCACUUUUAUCGGGAUGAGACCCACUGUUACUGAACUACAUCAGUUCCAGGCUAAACUAACUGAACCGGUGUGCCUUGGUUUGGGCCUGUACAGGGUGGACCCGCCUAGCAGAGCUUCUGUUGUCAAAGUUCACUGAAUGGCCCUGCCAGCUAUCAAGCUUUAUGACUACAAAACACUGGGCCAAAGGCUGCACUGAAGCACCCUGCAUCAUCUCAGCUCAACCAUAAAUGUUUCCUCAUUGAUUCCAGAAAACAGAAUAAUUUGAGAACCCACAGACUACCACUUACACCUGGUGUUAAUAUGCAGUCUCUGUCCAGAUACGCUGUUAGGACAUAGAGAAAUGCACGUGGCACUUAUUGUAAUCUGACUUUAAUUGGACAUACCAGAGAUCACUUCCGGAGGUAGUCUGGCUUGCAUUGUGAUCGGAUCGACGCCAGGUGGAACUGUAAUCUGGAUAGCUUUAUACACCUCGGUAAGAAUGUAAAAAUGUCACCCCUGCAGCCAGUACUUAAGACAUAGUCCAGCUUACUGUGGAGGUUGUCAUUUGUUCAGACUGCCAACCUUAGAAUGAAUCACUAUAUCAUGGUGUCUCAGGUAUAUUUUAUUUUGGUGUUUAUCAGGGUUUUUCCUUGCAAUUCAAACAUGACUCCAAUGGCAAUUCUUGUUAAGUGACAAUGAAAGUUGUUUGUUUUUAUGAGUAACUUUGAACAAAUUAUAGCUAACAAUUUUUUUUGUGGAUGCUUGAAGGACUGAAAAUAGUGAAUUCUGAAUAAAGACAUUAGCUAUGAAAGUCUCUGGUUUGAGCAUUUAUUGCUUAUUAGGAAAAACUGGACAUCAAAAGUUGAAUUUCUCAUCAAUUUACCCCAAACUAGGCACAGAAUGUUUUCUAAAAGCAUGACGAGUCCAAAAAAAGGUAACAAAUGAGAUCAUAAUACAACCCAAAUCUUCUGACUCAGUUUUCACUUAAAUAAACCAAGAAUUUGAAAUACUGGACAGCAACUGUCUCCCAUUUACUUUUUCUGCAUCAGACGUUCGCUAGCAAAAAUGACCAACAAAGGAUAUCAAAUCUUUUAUGUACAAAAAAGUCAAAACUGACAGCAGGCAUCAAACAGUCCAUGCCUGUAGCUGUGAUACUACAAAAUAUUUGCCUUCUCUGUGAAAGAGCUUUAAGAAACAAACAAAAGAGACAUUCUUUCAACAGCUUUUCCAAAACCAAAGAGGGAGGUUUUACAGUACGAGUAAAAACUGACUUCUAUACGCUUUAGUUGUAACAAAAACAAAAACAAAACCCAACCUUUUUACAUCUUUUGUCAUGUAUUGGUUAAGCCUUUAAAAACAACUUGGUCAACUGUAUUGAUCUUUUUAGAAGACUGGAUGAGGCCUCCCUCUCACAGAGAGCAAUUUCAAAAUUAUGGCAAUCUUUUCGCUUGCUGGCCAUUCUGUCCAGUGGGCCCUGACUGAAAAUUUUUACACAACACACAGAAGGACACACCCAUACCUACAGUACAUUUACAAAACAAGGGAAAAGACUUUUGUGACCAAUUGAAAAUGAGAAACUGUUUCAGUAAAAUGACCCUCAGAACUUUAUGCAGUAUGUCGGUAUGCUGCUGUGUAAAAGUCCUCAAUCACGCCCCACAUCUUCCGCCUCACUGCUUCCAUCUAUUAACGACAAACAAGUGGCACCUGGAAAAUCUGGCU